Molecule: messenger RNA, 1833 nt
Organism: Bursaphelenchus xylophilus (pine wood nematode)
Lineage: Eukaryota; Metazoa; Nematoda; Chromadorea; Rhabditida; Aphelenchoididae
Source: the annotation of a GenBank genome assembly
AUGGCCUCGGUUGAGCCACAUACGGCCCCAUACGAGAACAAUCCGUUUGCCUGGGAUGUUGCGGACGAGAACGGAGAUCUACCUGCCGAACCCUAUAAUGAGCUGAGAUUUUUAUCCAAACUUCUAUUCGUUAAUUACACCAUUACCUCAGUGGGUGGAGGAAUUGCCUCGUUUUUGUUGUUAUAUUUAGUGCUAUUUAAAACGCUGGGAACGCUGAAGCAAUAUCAGAACAUGCUGCUGAUAUGUUGUGCUACCGAUUUGUGGUACUGGUCGGUGGAUAAUUUCAUGUAUAUGGUAAGGAGUGAGAUUAGUCACAAAUAGAGGAUCCGAGAAAUCUUUUUUACCGAUUUUUUGGCCAGUUAGUCAAAAGCCAUGUCUUUUCCAACGAAGCUGCCCAUUUUAAGCAUUCUGAAUUUUUUGAAGCUAAUUUUGACCGGUAAUAUUUCGGUAAAUUUUCAAAAUAACUUUUUUCCGAUAAAUCUUUGGACGAUAAGCCAAUUUGAAGCGUCCCUUCUCGAUAGCAUGGCUCUGGGCCGGUUUUCCAUAAUAUUCGAGGCCCGGAACCACUCUUGUUAAUUUGGGACCGGGCAGGAAUUCAGCCACGCUUACAUAUAGUAUAAUAUAGUUGACAUGUGGCAUUACUACAUAAGACCUUUCCAACUCAGACACAGAUUAAUCUUGUUUUUUUUUUUGAAAGUUUGCGUUGGCGGUUGCCACGCGCUUAUUUGAAGGCUAUGCUAAUACUCCAUUUCGCCUCCUCAGCAUAACGAACAAUCCUCUAUCUUAACAAUGAUUUAUCAUAAUCGUGAAUGGAUGUUUUCCAGAAGCUCGGCGAAAAAGACGGAGUUUUGAUUGUACAAAUGGAUGGACUGGCCGGCUUCCUGAAUCAUCGUUAUCGCAUCCUAACAAUAUCAACGUAUAUGUGGACCAUCUGCAUGGUAAAUGCAAUGCUGCCUGUACAGCUUUAUUUCCGGUAUUACUCUUUGAGCAGGUAUAAAAUUACAACCUUGCGAUAUAUGUAAAAUAAAUCCAGGAACGCGUUUCUUUCAACUAGACAAACACUUGGACUGUCAUUCCUUUCGUUGCUCGCCACUUUGCCCGAAUUUAUAGUCGCGGUGAUUAGUUUCAGUACAUCGCCGAUGGAGCGGCCAGGAUUUAAUUAUGGGACUCUGUGGUUCAAGGAAUAUCCACUGCCUCCGCUUGUGUUUGGCGAUGUGGUAAGCUUUCUCUACUUUUUUCUCCGGACUCCCGGCAUUGUUAGGUAAAGACAGGUUUCCUUGUAUAGGAAUUUUCUUCUACUGUAACUUCAAUAACGAACAAUCAUUUGAGCGUUCCAACUACCAUAAGGCGCUAUUUUUGUACGGCGGUCUAGUCAUCUCUGUUUCACACCUCCUCUCAACAGUUAUUGGUUACAAAACGUGGUGUCAGAUACGCCAAAUGCAUGACUCAUACUCGGAAAGGACACGUAGGCUGCAGAAGCAGCUGACUAACUUUAUGAUUGUGCAAGUAGGUGUUGUAUGAAAAAAAAAAUUAUUGUUUCAACUCCUGACCUCUGUUUAGGUGGUAACUCCCCUUUUUAUCUCGGUCAUCCCAGUCAUGACGAUAGUCAUUCCGUCGUUUCUCUUCAUCGAUACGGGUCGAAUAUGCCUCUACUCGGCGCUUAUGUUCAGCUGGAUUCCCGUGUUCAAUCCGGUCAUUACAAUUACUGUAAUUGUCCCAUUCCGAAGGUUUGUGCUCGGUGUGGUGACAAGGAAACGUGGACUUGUACAUACUGGACAUACAAAAUCCGACUCGCCGAAUCCUCGAUCGGCGACGGAUUUAGUAGUAGCGUAA